GAGAAAAAUAUUGAUGAAGUGCUUCAAACGCACACGGUCUUCUCAAAUGUGUCCAAAGGGCAAGUAGCAAAAAAGGACGAAUUAUCAGCAGCAUUUGGCACCGAAGAUCAGUUAGAAAUUUGCAAAAUUAUUUUGGAAAAGGGAGAUUUGCAAGUAUCUGACAAAGAGCGCCAGGCACAGACAGAUCAAACAUACAAAGAAGUGUCACAAUUGAUUGCGGAGAUGGUAGUGAAUCCUGAUACCAAACGCCCAAUUCCAACAUCCGUCAUCGACAAAGCUCUUCAUGAACUCCAUUUCUCUUUGAAGCCUAACAGAAAUGCAAAGCAACAAGCGUUAGAGGCAAUUCCUAAGCUUCGAGAAGCCAUUCGCCUCGAGCGUGCAAAGAUGAGAAUCCGUAUAGCGAUGCCUUCGCAUGAGGCUAAAAUCACACAUUCACGAUUGAAAGCUCUAUUCUCGGAACUAGAGUUGGAGGACUGGGCUGAGGGUGGUCUCGAGAUGGUAAGUUUAGCAAAUAUAGCAGUCUUCAGUUGGACUACAUCGGCUAAAUAA
Molecule: messenger RNA, 549 nt
Organism: Haemonchus placei
Lineage: Eukaryota; Metazoa; Nematoda; Chromadorea; Rhabditida; Trichostrongylidae
Source: the annotation of a GenBank genome assembly